This is a messenger RNA of Arabidopsis lyrata subsp. lyrata, 1600 nucleotides long. RefSeq lists its product as uncharacterized. Bases 328 to 1374 code for a protein of 348 amino acids. The transcript has 14 exons. Gene Ontology annotation, cellular component: lysosomal membrane; late endosome. The record is from RefSeq and is a predicted model, not a curated record. NCBI's taxonomy places the organism in Eukaryota, Viridiplantae, Streptophyta, Magnoliopsida, Brassicales, Brassicaceae.
CGAUUAAGGCUCACCAAAGACCAAUCAGAAAAUUUAAUUUUUUUUUUUGGUUUAAUUCUUUAAAUAUUUAGACCAAAAUCACCAACGGUGACAGCAUUAUUGACUGGUUGUUCAGAGAGACUUCACAAAUCCUUUGAUUGAUUGAUUGAUUGAUUUGACAGUGAAGAUUUCUAUUCUUACGCUUGCUCUUCACAUCUCCCAAAUCUCCAGAUUGGAGCAACGAAUAUGAUUCAACCCUAAUUUCAAGCAAAAGCCCCUCUUUUUACAAGUCUCGGAGAUUACAUACAGUCUUCACUCCAACAAACAAAAGAAGAAGCCCAAACCAAAAUGGCUAACGAUCGACGCGCUUCUUCUGUCAAUCCGACGACGGAGCAAGACAAUGCUAUGUUUCUUGAUAUACUGCAUGAAGCUCCUCUAUUCGGUCAUCGAGAAUCGAGAAGUCUCGUUGGAAGCUGCAUUUAUCUUAUCAUAUUGGCAGGUUAUGCUAUUUUAGCAGCAGGGGCACCAUGGAUACUUCAGUCUGUAGAGUAUCUUAUCCCAUCGCUGCUUUGCAGCUGCAAUGUUGCUCUCUUGAUGUUAACAGGUAUGUUUCAGCAAUAUUUUGUCAAUCAGGUCCAGAAAAUACGCUUGCAGGGUUAUUACAGUUUCAGUCAGAAAUUGAAACAUGUAGUUCGUCUGCCAUUUGCAAUCAUGGCCUAUGGGACUGCAUCUAUGCUACUUUUCAUGGUGUGGAGACCAUAUGUCAGUGUUCUUCCCAUUUUUACUGUGCAAAGGUUCAUCAUGUCUGUUGAAGCAAUUUCUGCGGCUUCUUUUAUGAUUGUAUUUGUUGGUUACGUUCGCCAGUAUAACUCAGUGAACUCUCAGCCCGAUGUCUUAAAUUCAUUAUAUUCUCCUCUUCAACCAGCUACUUUGGAAGGAUUGAGAUACCAUGAAGCCGGUCGCCUUUCUGAUCAGCAAAUGGCUCUACUGCAAUAUCAGCGUGAGAAUCUCCAUUAUCUCAGUGAAGAGAUUCUGCGUUUGCAGGAGUCCUUAAGCAAAUAUGAAACCAAUGGUAGUGGCACGCCUCAGGUUGAUUUGGCGCAUCUUGUGGCCACUCGUGAUCAGGAAUUGCGAACACUUUCUGCUGAGGUGGAUCAACUCCAUUCAGAGCUUAAUCUCGCUCGAUCUCUGAUCUCUGAGAGAGAUAGAGAGAUACAGCACGUCCGGAAUACCAAUAAUCAGUAUGUUGCAGAAAAUGAAAGGUUAAGAGCUAUUCUUGGAGAAUGGAGUAUGCGCGCUGCAAAGCUUGAACGAGCUCUGGAGGUGGAGAGAAUAUCAAAUCUCGAACUGCGGAAGAAAGUUUCGGCUCUCAGAGACCAGAGGCAAGUGGCAUGAAGCAUAAACAUUCACCUAACAAUAUAUGUAACUCAUAUGGCUUGUAGAAAACUAUCUUGACACUAUUUUGUAACAUCUUCAUAUAUUUGAUUAGAAUGAAACUCUUUUUUAUUUUAUAAAUGGAAUAAGCUAUUAAGCUUUUAUGAUGUAAUGAUUUUCCAAUUAAUUUGAACUCUUGCUAUGUAAUGAAUUCAUAUGAUUAAUUUAGUCAUAUAAUUAUUGUAAA